Molecule: messenger RNA, 1598 nt
Organism: Perca fluviatilis (European perch)
Lineage: Eukaryota; Metazoa; Chordata; Actinopteri; Perciformes; Percidae
Gene: sfrp2
Product: secreted frizzled-related protein 2
Exons: 3
Coding region: 421-1308 (295 amino acids)
Biological process (GO): non-canonical Wnt signaling pathway; canonical Wnt signaling pathway; negative regulation of canonical Wnt signaling pathway
Molecular function (GO): Wnt-protein binding
Source: RefSeq, a predicted model, not a curated record
GGCGUAAUGAGGGAAAACCUGUCAGACACGUUUUUUAUGAUUUCCAUGAAUGGCAGGAGAUGAAAUAGAGGGGGGAAGUGUUAAGCAAACGACUGGUGAUAAAAUACUAUGAGCUAUAAUUAGAAAUCAAAAAUACCUGUAAGACCCAGAGGAGGAACAAGUGAGUAUUUGAUUUCCUUUGGAGUGAAGGGACACAUUUGUCCACAAAGUUCACCUGAUAUGAGGAAACCAAGUGCUGAAUGGAGAGAAGGUUCUUUACGCGCAGCAUACACAGACUCCUCCCAGACUAGCCUGGAAGAAAACCUCUUGUUAGAGUAGGAGCUGGCCACUGACACAGACUCCAUCCGCGCUGACUGAUGCUCAACAACCCCUGAUUGCGCAUUUAUAUCUUGCAGGUAUUUUGUUUUACGCGCAUGCAAAAUGAAGGCUUUUAUUUCCACAGUGACAGUGUUGUGGCUGAUAACAAUACCCUGCAUGGAAGCUAUCCACGGAUUGUACAACUUCGGCCAGCAUGAAUUACUCUACAAAAAGAACAACUGCAAGCCGAUUCCUGCAAACCUCCUCCUGUGCCACGACAUAGAGUACACAGAGAUGCGCCUCCCGAACCUGCUCGGACACGAAACCAUGAAUGAAGUUCUGCAGCAAGCCUCGUCUUGGAUCCCGCUGGUUCAGAAGCAAUGUCACCCCGACACAAGAAAGUUCCUGUGCUCCCUUUUCGCUCCCGUCUGUCUGGACGAUUUGGACGAGCCCAUACAGCCGUGCAGGUCUCUGUGCGAGAACGUCAGGAACGGCUGCGCGCCCGUGAUGUCCGCGUUUGGCUUCCCUUGGCCAAAGAUGUUGGACUGCGACCGUUUCCCACUCGACAACGACCUGUGCAUACCGCCUGCAGGCAUCGACAGCUUCGUGCCAGUCACCAAAGAAGUGCCCAGAGUGUGCGAUGCUUGCAGGGAAACGGAUGAAAAUGACAACGAAAUAGUUGACAACCUGUGUAAGAAUGACUUUGCUCUAAAGAUCAAAGUUAAGGAGAUCUCCUACAUCAACGGUGACACCAAGAUCGUGCCGGAGAACAAGAGCAAGACCAUUUACAAGCUGAACGGCGUGACUGAGCGUGAGCUGAGGAAGACGGAGCUGUGGCUGAAGGACGGCCUGCAGUGCAUCUGUGAGGAGAUGAACGACAUCCACGCUGCCUACCUGGUCAUGGGCCAGAAGAUGGACGGCCAUCUGGUCAUCACCUCGCUGAAGCGCUGGCAGAAGGGACAGCGAGAGUUCAAGAGGAUUUCCCGCAGCAUUCGCAAGCUGCAGUGCUAGGAAGGGGGGACGCGAAACAAAAAAAAACUGCAUGUGUCACUGUUGAAGAAAAAGUUUAGUUGAGCUCUUUCCAAUGAUCCCCUUGCAGUUGUCACACAGGUUUGCUAUUAUAGUUCCUAGAUUCCCCUCUAGAUUCCAGCUAAGAUGUUUCUCCUUGGCCUCAGACAACACACCACUUCCUGUGUUUUACAUUGGUUUGUAGUUAUAAAUGCCCAAUAUCUUAAAGGGAUACGCCACCGUUUGUUGAAAUAGGGCUUAUCACGGUCUCCCCUAGCUGUAGAUAGGUGGGC